This is a messenger RNA of Papilio machaon (common yellow swallowtail), 593 nucleotides long. RefSeq lists its product as uncharacterized. The record is from RefSeq and is a predicted model, not a curated record. The transcript has 5 exons. Bases 14 to 592 code for a protein of 192 amino acids. Lineage: Eukaryota; Metazoa; Arthropoda; Insecta; Lepidoptera; Papilionidae.
AGAUAAAAUAAUUAUGCAGCCAGUAGAAUUAAUUGAUCUGGUGAUACAGGAACAGAUGAGAAGCGAUAGGCCUGCAAUUCGCCGUCGAUAUAAAGAAAACGCCAAGACCGGUGUUGAUGAUCACGCCAAAAUUGAAGUACAAACAGCUCAAGGAGGAUCUCAGGAACUUAUUCAACCGCAAAGAAAAUUCAAAUUGCCUACGAAAGAUGAAAUACUACGGUCUUCGGAUACGUGGGAGAUCAAUCCCAAUCUGAAUUCGAUGUGGACUCAUCGACCAGCACCAAUUCAGUCACAACCAGAAGAUAUGUUGCCUCGGAGAGUUGUGUUAAAAACACCCCAUUCAUUGACAAGGCUCGCUAAAACGUUUACGUUUGGAUUCGAACCCUAUUUUGAUAAGGACAUUUUCGAGCCAUUCGAAAGAAGACAAAGGCCGGUGACGCUUAUCACUUUCAGAAGAAAUGGUUUAUUACCUAAAAUUAUCAAUAGAGUUGAGAGUACCACUAAUCCAGAAAACAAGAUCGCAGAACUUCAGUCACCUUUCAACGAAAUCGGUAGUUAUUGGCAAGAAGACCCAACGCUUAUGAAUUUUUAAU